Molecule: messenger RNA, 1986 nt
Organism: Perkinsus marinus ATCC 50983
Lineage: Eukaryota; Perkinsozoa; Perkinsida; Perkinsidae
Product: gag/pol/env polyprotein, putative
Exons: 1
Coding region: 1-1986 (661 amino acids)
Source: RefSeq, a predicted model, not a curated record
AUGAAACUGGGCAGGUCCACUAUAAUUUUGGGGAUGGAGACCCUCAAGCGUUUGGAGGCCACCUUGCAUACUACGGAUGAUACACUCUAUUGCGGAGCACUGGGUUCAACUUGGUCCUUGUCACCUUAUAGCGGCGGGAGCAUCUCCAGCGUUCUCACUGAUACACGGCUCAAGUUGCCCACUAGGAGUAAGGUGGACGAACGUCUUAAGGGAUGGUCGUUCCCCAAGGUCACUGUCCAGCUGAAACCUGGUGCCGUGCGACCCUGUCCCAAGCGGCCAUAUGUGUGUCGUAAGCGCGAGAUGCAGGCCAUGGAGCUCAUGGUUAAGAAUCUCGAGAAGAACGGGAUCAUCACUCGCCUAUCACGUGCAGCGGUCGAUCAUCGUCAAGUUUGGAUCUCUCCUGCGUUUGCAGUACCGAAAGCGGCCGCAGACGACGUUGCCGAGCCCUUGACUGAGGAUAAUGUAGAUCGUGCUUAUCGUCUCGUCGUUGAUGAAAGGUGUAUCAAUGAGUCCGUCAUGGACCUGCUACCUAGCUGGGGGACCUACAUGCGCUCCGUAGAUGAGUGCUUGUCUGAGCUACCCUCUAGUGACGUAUGGUACGCAGGCAUUGAUGUUGGCCAAGCCUUCUUCAACCUUGAAUACGACGAAAGCUGUGUGCACCUGUUUGGAUUCUCGUACUAUGACUCAGACGGCGAGGUUCAAUACGCGUUGUUUCGCUAUAUGACUAUGGGAUUCAAGCUGUCAUCCUUUUAUUGGGCCUACUCGAUCCACUCUCUCCUCUCGACAGCUAUUCCCGAAGCGUACUGCACGGACGGGCCAACCCACAUCUUGACCUUUGUCGACGACAUCUUGGCGUGGUCACGGUUCAUGGACGAAUGUGUUCACCUGAAGAGCCUCUUAGUAUAUAUCCUGGAGAGGGUUAAUGCCAAGGCACCAAUAGCCAAGCGCAAAGGCCCAGCUCGAAAGAUCGACUACUUAGGGCUGACUCUAGUUCAAGGAGACUAUAGGGUAUCCGACUCUACCCUGGAAACACUCCGUACGAAUCUGGAGUCCAAACCACUCACUCUCAGAGGUCUUCGUACGAAACUCGGACUCCUACAAUUCUGUCGCUCCCUAUGGAGACCUGAACGCAAUCGUGCCGACAAGACUCUCAGCCAUCUCACGGCACCGUUCACCUCUUUAGUCGGCUCGAUGGUCGCGGCCAAGUCCAAAAAGACUGCGAGUCUACAUUGGACGGCGGACCUCGAGAAGGCAUGGAAGGCCAUCGGCGACAAUAUGGGUGAUGCAUUCGUGCCCUUUCAUUCCCAGCUUGAUAACUGGGAUGGAAUGCAACUCGUCCUCAUGAGUGACGCGUCGCCUGAGGCCGGUGCAGCCUGUCUAUGGCGUCUGUCGAGAGACAAGUUCGCGUGUAACGCGGAUCAAAUAUCAGCCGACUGGUUGGCUGAUAAUGCCCAACUCAUCGGUGUAUGGACUCACAAAUGGUCCACAUACGAGAAGGCCUACGACAUCGCCGAUCGUGAGUUAUAUGCCAUAUGUCACGCUCUGUCUCACUGGCGUCAACUCAUCCUUUCCUUCCUCAACUUCCAUAAGCUCCACUCCUCGGACAAACACCAUGGUCUCGGACGGGUCACAGUUUUCAUGGACUCCACUAGUGCUCUGGGCAAGAUCGAGGGUCGUCUCAACUCCUCUACCUACCAGCCUACUACUCGACAGACUAAACGGUGGCUCUCAUGGCUGGCAGACCUGCUGGAGUACGAUGAGGCUGAUCUAACCUACCGCCAUGCGAAAGGGAAGGAUAACUCUUUCAGCGAUCUCCUGAGUCGUCUUGCUCAAGGGGGACAGCGGUAUGUCCCUGAGGGUGGUGGCGAAGCGUUUGUCUUGGUGACCUCGACAUCACCCUCCCAAAGUGAACUACCUACCGUGGUAGGCUACCACGGAUCGUUCUGCCUCUGUCCACGACUCCACCAGAUGCAUUCUGGCGGGUGA